Molecule: messenger RNA, 565 nt
Organism: Candoia aspera
Lineage: Eukaryota; Metazoa; Chordata; Lepidosauria; Squamata; Candoiidae
Product: basic phospholipase A2 PLA-B-like
Exons: 5
Coding region: 75-533 (152 amino acids)
Biological process (GO): lipid catabolic process; arachidonate secretion; phospholipid metabolic process
Molecular function (GO): phospholipid binding; calcium ion binding
Source: RefSeq, a predicted model, not a curated record
CAGCAGAGGAAGUAGCUGGGAGAUGACCGGCUAAGGGCAGGCCCCGUCAUUCCUGAGAUGAGAGGCUGCCAGAGAUGAGGCUGUCUCAUGUGGCCGUGGUCCUGGGGGUGAGUGUUCUGGCCUUCAGCGCUGGCAGCCUCCUCAAUUUUAAGCUGAUGAUCCAAUGGGUGACACAGAAAAACGCCCUCAUCUAUUUCAACGGCUACGGGUGCUACUGCGGCAAGGGGGGGCGAGGGAAGCCGAGGGACCGCACGGACAUGUGUUGCUAUAAACAUGACUGCUGUUACGAAGACUUGCAUCACGAAGGCUGCCACCCUUUCAUCGAUCACUACAGAUACCUGAUUAUCAACAACAACGUGCUCUGCAAGUACAAGAACGGGUCGCUCUGUGCCACCUUAGCGUGCGAGUGUGACAAGCAUGCCAGCUUGUGCUUCAAACAUGAAGCUUCAAGCUACAGCCUCAAACUCCGGCAUUACCCCGCUGUUUUGUGCAAAGAGCUGACCCCCAAAUGUUUUCCCAGCCCCAAGUCCUGAGGGGGGCUCUGAUCUCCCUGCAGCUGCAGGAG